Molecule: messenger RNA, 903 nt
Organism: Ostertagia ostertagi
Lineage: Eukaryota; Metazoa; Nematoda; Chromadorea; Rhabditida; Trichostrongylidae
Source: the annotation of a GenBank genome assembly
AUGAUUGAUUUGACCCUACUGGACGCAAGCGCCAGUCGUCACGAUUUUACCGUCGGAAUGUCAGGGGAGGUCACAAGCACGAAGACAAAUGAGGCGUCUCCUUAUCACGUGCCGUUUCCCUUCCGAAUGCCCCACAAUACCCAGCGUCGGAUGGCCGAAAUCGCCAUAUCUGAGUAUACCGUUAACAGCAUGCUCUAUCAGGCCCACAGAGACCUUGAUACGACCGCCUACAUCACCAUCAGCCCUGGAAUCUCCCCCAACCAGUACGACCCGCUCCCAUCACCGCGCACCGCCACGCUCACCCAAAGCUACAAAUUCGCGUUCUAUUAUCACGUUGACUCUUCAUACUCCCGUGUCGGACCACGCUGCAUAAACCCCCCACCUGCAGCCUUGAUGAAGUAUGUCUAUCAGAUCAAGUGGAAGAGGUGGAUAGCGACCAAAUAUCCAGGGAGAACUUUGGAGAUAAUAAUAAGAACCACACAACCUCCACUGGUUACUUUGCGCCAAGAUGAGGUGAUAGUGUCUCUACAAGGGCGAUGCCUCUUUUUCUUGGAAGGUACGCGACAGAAAGUCGGCGUGAUUCCUUUCUCUAUUGAAGCAAUCAUUCGACUACAAACCGUUGGAUCCCAAUUGAGAGGAAGUAUCGCCAUAACGAAGCUCACUUUCAACCCUGGCGUUGAAUUCUUCGGCCUGACUGUUCAACAUCUGGACGGCUUGCGGAAGUCAACGAAGAAAGCUCUUGAGAAUAUGAUAAAUGGCGUCUUGAAUGCUGGAAUCCCUUUGACAGCUUCCUAUAUAGACACAUCUCUACGACUUUCCGCUAUCCACGUCUCUAUUGCGCCUGGUGCUGCUCUGUUACAAGCCAACGUCGACCUCUACAGUUCGUUCUACAACCACAACUGA